This is a messenger RNA of Emericellopsis atlantica, 1339 nucleotides long. Its product is annotated as WD40-repeat-containing domain protein. Gene Ontology annotation, molecular function: protein binding. The coding region runs from base 193 to 1218 and encodes 341 amino acids. The record is from RefSeq and is a predicted model, not a curated record. Lineage: Eukaryota; Fungi; Ascomycota; Sordariomycetes; Hypocreales; Bionectriaceae. The transcript is spliced from 3 exons.
AGAAGCUUCUGCCUGAAUGAUGCAUAUAAGCGCUGCACAUUGUCGAUCACGCUUAUUCAUCUUAUUCAGCCUAUUCUUGUGAAUGCGAUUCCCCGAUUCCCAGUCACUGACACUAUCACUUUUCCCUUCUCCACCUUCUCUGGGCUUCCUCGAUGUUCACAACGAACAAGUCACAACGUAAAAUUCAGCAUUAUGGAUCCUGGAAAUGAGAUUUUACUAAGAGAAACACCCCUCACAAAGGUGUUGUGUGAAGAACACGCCAUCAUCACGUCAUUACAUAUCGGUGAUGGCUUUCUGCUCGUCGCCUCUGCGAAAGGGUGCCUCUACAAAGUUGAUUUGGCGGUGGAAUCUGUAGAGGUGUUGGCAGAGGUGAACAGCGUGUGGAGCCUUGCUUGCCAGGAGGAGACGGUCAUUUUUGGCACUUCACGCGGUGAAAUCCAUGUUCUUGACAUGAACACUCGGGCACCCUCGCACACGAUCCAAGGUCAUGAGUCACUUGUCCGUUGUCUCACCAUCCUUGACCGUAGCACCGUUGUUUCCGGCUCACGAGAUGGUACGAUUCGAAUCUGGACCCUCGAAUCCGGCCAACUCCAGCCAAAACCUGUCCUCCGUGGCCAUACGGCCGAGGUGCGGAACAUCCAAACCUGUGGCGAGAAGAUCGUGUCCGCCAGCUACGAUACAGACACCCGCAUCUGGAGUGCCCAGACAGGAGAGUGCUUGCAAGUUUUGCACGGUCAUCAAGGUCGAAUUCAUGGACUCGCGUAUGAUGGGAAGAGGGUUGCCACGAGCAGCACAGAUGGCGAUAUUCGAAUCUGGGAUCCAGAAACUGGAACCUGCAGAGCCAUAUUCAAAGGCGACGGACACAACGCCAGUUACGUAUCCCUUCUUCGCCUGGCGGGAGAUGCUCUUCUCUCAGGUAGCGCAGACGGAUCCGUUAAGUCAUGGGCCUUGGAUCCAGUAGAUGACAGCCCGCGUGAGCUGUCCAGGGCGGACCAAAAUGGUGGCGCGGUCACCUCCAUGCAAGUCCAAGGGAGACAUGCCAUCGUCGGCACUUCGUCAGGCGUCGUCAAGGUCAUUGAUUGCGACUCCGUGGAGACGCUACACUGUUGGAAAGACGGGGCCUGCGGGCUCGCCGUCUUUCGAGUUGGCUUCACCCGAGAGCACAGUCCAGUGGCGGCUUACUUGAAGGAAGAGUCUGUCUGUUUGACGCUGUUUUAGUAAAAGAGUGCCCGAGGAUUCGGAGUGUGCCGACUUUAGCCAAACCUAGCAUGGUAUGCCAUGCUGACCGGAACAGGCGCAAAGAUGACAAUGGAGACGAUUUGACCGAAUCCCCAACUAU